This is a messenger RNA of Equus caballus (horse), 3144 nucleotides long. RefSeq names its product prolyl 4-hydroxylase subunit alpha 2 (gene P4HA2). The record is from RefSeq and is a predicted model, not a curated record. Gene Ontology annotation, cellular component: endoplasmic reticulum. Gene Ontology annotation, molecular function: L-ascorbic acid binding; procollagen-proline 4-dioxygenase activity; iron ion binding. Gene Ontology annotation, biological process: peptidyl-proline hydroxylation to 4-hydroxy-L-proline. Lineage: Eukaryota; Metazoa; Chordata; Mammalia; Perissodactyla; Equidae.
CGGCCGGGGCGCGGGAGGUGGGGACGUGGCGGCGGCUCAAGCAGGCGGAGCCGGGCGGCGGAGGGAGGCGGAGCCGCCGAAGGAGGAGGCGCCAGCGGGCCGGGCACCGCCGCGGGAGGUUCUGGAAACGCCGGGAGCGGCGCGUGUCCAGACAUCCCUUUCGAACCAGGGUGGUUUUUCCUCAGCAGCUGCAGAGACCUGUGGUAACUAGUUAACUAAUCCAACAAACGGACCCUUCUGUGUGUCAGAAACUGCAAAGAAUUGCUAGCCCAAGUGGGGCAGACGGACUGGAAGACCGGGAAAGUCCAGGCCCCAGGCAGUGUGUGACAGUCACUGAAUACCUUGCAGACACUGCCCUCUGUGACCAUGAAAUUCCGGGUGUCCGUGUUGCUGGUGGCCUGGUUUGGUGUCCUGGGCUGCGUGCAGGCCGAAUUCUUCACUUCUAUUGGGCACAUGACAGACCUGAUUUAUGCAGAGAAGGACCUGGUGCAGUCUCUGAAGGAGUACAUCCUUGUGGAGGAAGCCAAGCUCUCCAAGAUUAAGAGCUGGGCUGACAAAAUGGAAGCCCUGACCAGCAAGUCAGCUGCUGACCCAGAGGGCUACCUGGCCCACCCUGUGAAUGCCUACAAACUGGUGAAGCGCCUGAAUACAGACUGGCCUGCACUGGAGGACCUUGUCCUGCAGGACUCAGCUGCAGGUUUUAUUGCCAACUUCUCAGUGCAGCGCCAGUUCUUUCCCACUGAUGAGGAUGAAAUGGGAGCUGCUAAGGCCCUGAUGAGGCUUCAGGACACAUACAAGCUGGACCCAGAUACAAUUUCCAAAGGGGAACUUCCAGGAACCAAGUACCAGGCAGUGCUGAGUGUGGAUGACUGCUUUGGGAUGGGCCGCUCGGCCUACAAUGAUGGGGACUAUUACCACACAGUGCUAUGGAUGGAGCAGGUGCUAAAGCAGCUUGAUGCUGGGGAGGAGGCCACCACAGCCAAGACCCAGGUGCUGGACUACCUGAGCUACGCCGUCUUCCAGUUGGGCGACCUGCACCGCGCCCUGGAGCUUACCCGCCGCCUACUCUCCCUUGACCCGAGCCAUGAACGAGCUGGAGGGAAUCUGCGGUACUUUGAACGAUUGUUGGAGGAAGAAAGAGAAAAACCAUCAUCAAAUCAGACAGAAGCUGAGCUAGCAACCCAGGAAGGCAUCUAUGAGAGGCCUGUGGACUACCUGCCCGAAAGGGAUGUCUACGAGAGCCUCUGUCGUGGGGAGGGUGUCAAACUGACACCCCGGAGGCAGAAGAGGCUUUUCUGUAGGUAUCAUCAUGGCAACAGAACACCACAGCUGCUCAUUGCCCCCUUCAAAGAGGAGGACGAGUGGGACAGCCCGCACAUCGUCAGGUACUACGAUGUCAUGUCUGAUGAGGAAAUUGAAAGGAUCAAGGAGAUCGCGAAACCCAAACUUGCACGAGCCACUGUUCGUGAUCCCAAGACAGGUGUCCUCACUGUUGCCAGCUACAGGGUUUCCAAAAGCUCCUGGCUGGAGGAGGAUGAUGACCCUGUUGUGGCUCGAGUUAAUCUUCGGAUGCAGCACAUCACAGGUCUAACAGUAAAGACUGCAGAAUUGUUGCAGGUUGCUAAUUAUGGAAUGGGAGGACAAUAUGAGCCACACUUUGACUUCUCUAGGAAACAUGAGCAAGAUGCUUUCAAGCGUUUAGGGACGGGGAAUCGUGUGGCCACAUUCUUAAACUACAUGAGUGAUGUAGAAGCUGGUGGUGCCACUGUCUUUCCUGAUCUGGGGGCUGCAAUUUGGCCAAAGAAGGGCACAGCUGUAUUCUGGUACAAUCUACUGCGGAGUGGGGAAGGUGACUACCGAACGAGACAUGCUGCCUGCCCCGUGCUUGUGGGCUGCAAGUGGGUCUCCAAUAAGUGGUUCCAUGAACGAGGACAGGAGUUCUUGAGGCCAUGUGGAUCAACAGAAGUUGACUGACAUCCUUUUCUGCCCUUCCUCUUCCUGGCCCCACAUCCCUUGUUGUCUUCAAGUUCAACGUGACAGACACCUUUGUAUCUUCCAGCCCCUCAGGCGGGUCUUUGGAAGAGUGAAUGUUUGUCAGGCAGAGAGAGCAGACUUGGGAGGGUCCUGGGUGACCUGGGUCCCACCCUCUCUGGUCAGCCUGAGCCAUCUCUGGCCGCAAGGGUAGGGUCCGAGCGGCUGCAGCAGUGUCAGGCUGUCUAGCACCUAGCCAGGUGCCUUUGUACCUCAGAUGCUUUAGAUGUGAGAUAUUUCAAUGAACCAAAGUUCUGAUACCUUGUUUACAUGUUUGUUUUUAUGGCAUUUUUAUUAAUGUGGCUUUAACCAAAAAAUAAAAUGUCCCUGCCAGAAGCCUUAAAGAGCCUUAUUUGGAGUAUUUUUUAAGAUGGGGGAGCUUUUUACCAAGUUCACCGUUUCCUCUGCAUCUCCUCUGUGCAGGCAAAAUAUGGGUAAUGAAUAUCUUAGUGGCAAAACCCUGACCUUGGGUUCUAGAUCUGGUUUCAACACUUAAUGUCUCUCCAAGCUUCAGUGUCCUUUUUGGCAAGUGAGGGAAAUAGUCUUUCCUUGCCUCCCAGAGAGCAUAGAAAUCAUCUAUUUUCAUGAUUGUAAUGCUGUUAUAAUUUGAAAUUUCUUAUUUUGGAAUUUGAGAUAUAUACAGAGAAUUGUUCGUGAUACAUAGAUGUAUAAUUUAAAGAAUAUGAAGGUGAGCAUGAGCACCCAUGUCACCACUGUCCAGGUUAGAGAAGAGGUCAUUUUCGAAUCCACAGCUCAGGAGUCCCUUGUGAGCCCCUCCUGGGUCAUAUCUCCUGCCCUGCCCCCAGGACCUUGGUGGUAACCGUUGUCUAGUGAUUUGAAGUAGUCAUUCCUUUGCUUUUCUUUAUAGUUUUACUGUCUGUGUCAACAUCCCUAAGUAAGUAGUUACUUUGUUUUCCCUGAUUUUGAACUUUUGUAAAUGGAAUCAAAGUAUAUUCUUGGGCGUGUUUAGCUUCUUUCAUUCAACAGUUGUUUUUAAGAUUCAUCCAUCUUGUUGUGUAGCUGUAAUUUGUUUUAAUUUGUAUAGUUCAUUCAGUUUUGUUACUGUAUAUUGUAGGACAAUACCAUAAUAUAGCCAAUAUUACUGUUGAUAGA